Molecule: messenger RNA, 782 nt
Organism: Priapulus caudatus
Lineage: Eukaryota; Metazoa; Priapulida; Priapulimorpha; Priapulimorphida; Priapulidae
Exons: 4
Source: RefSeq, a predicted model, not a curated record
UCACCAUGGCAGUAUGGAACCCCCGGACUCCAUACUCUCCUACCUAUCCGCAGGCGAGGUCCGUCUCGUCUGCAACACAUCUACCCUGGGCGUCGUAGCUCCGCUAGGAUUCGACCUUCUGCUGAUAGUCAUGUGCACGAUAUACGCCGUGAAGACGCGCAACGUUCCAGGGAACUUCAACGAGGCGAAGUACAUCGGCUUCUGCAUGUACUCGAGUUGCAUUAUCUGGCUGGCGUGGGUGCCGCUGUACUUCGGCAGCGAUUUCAAGGUGCUGACGCUGUGUCUGUGCAUCAGUUUGAGCGCCAUCGUGUGUCUGGCGUUGAUGUUCGCGCCGAAGAUGUUCAUCAUCUCAUGCAUCCGGAGAAAAACAAUCGAAGUGCGUUCGCGACUUCGAAGCACGUGAGAUGUCACAUCGGCAGUUCGCACGCCGGCGGAAGCAAGCCGCACGUGACGUCAUCCGGGGGCGGAAGUUACGAGGACGCUCGAGGCGACCCCGUGCGGCUGGGCGGACAGAACUUUAGCAACUCCGCGCAUGUACCAGCAGAAACGCAAGGGCGGAACACAAGCCGCUCAUUCUGGAAGGGUUUGAACAAGCUGAAGAAACAAGAGAACACCACAGCGACGUUUAACAGCAACCCAGGAGCGAGAGCUGGAGUCCAGGAAAUGGGAAGGUUGGCGAUGGGUAAGCCAAUAGCAGGUCAAGCACCGAAGACAGAGGCGUCAAAGCCGCCGAUGCCGCGCGCCAACACCGAACCGAACCUAGACGACUUGAUCACCAGGAG